UAUAGACAAUCAGGAGUUAAAACGAGUUGUAGAAGAAGACAAGGUGUUCAUAAACUGCCUGGAAGUCUUGAAGUCCGGUUAUUUUCUGAUCCUUCCAUCAUGGCAGACCAAGUGGAUUUAGUUAACCGGGACCCUAACAAUAUCAACGCUCACCUCAAGGCCACCUUCGAGGAUGUGUUUGCCGAGCCGGAUGGUACCCACUCCAUCGACUGUGUUUGGAAGCUCGCGUUCACAUGCUUCAACAUGUGCAAAGGUUUCUGGUACAAGCUGUUGACCCUCUUCUGCGGUUGCUGCAUGGCCUGCGAGUGGGGCUUUAUUUUUGCCAUUGAGAUCUUCAACCAGGUGUGGAUACUUACCCCGCACCUGCGUCUGCUGUCCAUCCAGUGCGCUCCCAUACAGAAGCUCUGGACCAUCUACCUUCAGUGCUGUGUCGGGCCAUGCUGUGACGCAUGUGGCAUGAUUCUCAACAACGUUAGAGUCACACACGUCAAAUAGACUGCCCCUUCACACAAACUGCCUUUAAGAUUUACUGUGCUAUACUGCGGAACGAUAUGAACAUCUGGACAAUAACUUAACAUCCCAGGAAUAUGAAAUUGGACUGACAUAACUGAGAUAUAUAUAUUUUUUUAAAUAAAGUAUUACUCUGUAUAUAACUUAUCCUACGACAUCUUGUAAUUUGCAUAUUUGUUUUAGUAUUAACAUUUGAAAUACUUGAUUAUCGUUGUUUUAUACCCUUUUCAUUAAACUAUCUGACCAGUU
Messenger RNA from Mya arenaria, 759 nucleotides. RefSeq names its product caveolin-1-like. The transcript has 2 exons. Gene Ontology annotation, molecular function: molecular adaptor activity. Gene Ontology annotation, biological process: caveola assembly. The coding region runs from base 100 to 495 and encodes 131 amino acids. The record is from RefSeq and is a predicted model, not a curated record. Gene Ontology annotation, cellular component: caveola. Lineage: Eukaryota; Metazoa; Mollusca; Bivalvia; Myida; Myidae.